GUUGUGAAGUUUGACCUAAACGGGAUGCCGUAGCAACCUGCUUUAGAUUACCUUUCAAUUUCGUGGUCGGCGACGCACUAUAGUUUUACUUUGUAAGAUACUGUUGUCGCUAAUAGAGGUGUGUUGAGUGUCUAUCUAUGAAUGUUUUGCUGAUAUUAACAAUUAACGUAGUUUAGCUACCAAAUAACUUUGGGUCGCCGGAAAGGCGCGUUAGGCAUUGACGACACACCACUACGGCUUAGCUAAUUUGCUAGCAUUCGUUAGCAGCUGAAGGGGCUAAGAAGAUCAUGUUUUGCAGGAAAACCCUCAAACUUAUUUGCGGCCUUGCUGGAAGUUCCACCGCCUUGGUGCUUGCGGCCGCCGCUGCAGACUCCCGUGGGUAUUUUGGUGAGAGGCAAAGCGAAGCGGGCGGCCGCUGGUUGAGUCUGUCCGUGCUGGACGCUGCCCAGCCGGCGUGGACACCAGCGGGCAUCACGCCUGUCCAGACUGGGCACGCGUGGGACUUCAACUGGGACAAGAGAGACCCGUCUGCACUGACCAAUGGCAAGAAGAAAGAGAGUGCAACUGAAGACCCCAGCUCGGAGCAAGACAACGGCAAACCGAAAGCAACACGCAACAUCCUCCUCAUUAGACACUCUCAGUACAACCUGAGCGGGAGCAGCGACAAAGAGCGCAUCCUCACGCCCUUAGGUCGAGAGCAGGCUGAGUUGACAGGCCAUCGACUGGCGGCGCUGGGAUUGAAAUAUGAUGUCCUGGUCCACUCUAGCAUGGCCAGAGCCACAGAGACGGCACACAUCAUCAGCAAACACCUUCCAGGUGUGGAGCUGCUGAGCUGUGAUUUGCUCCGCGAGGGCGCGCCCAUUGAGCCGGUUCCACCCGUCACCCACUGGAAGCCCGACGCUGUGCAGUACCACGAAGACGGCGCACGCAUCGAGGCAGCUUUCCGCCGCUACAUCCACCGGGCCGACCCCAAGCAGAAGGAGGACAGCUACGAGAUCAUCGUGUGCCAUGCCAACGUCAUCCGUUAUUUUGUCUGCAGGGCCCUGCAGUUUCCACCUGAAGGCUGGUUACGUAUGGGUUUGAACAACGGCAGCAUCACGUGGCUCACCAUCCGCCCCAGUGGACGCGUGGCGCUCAGAACUCUGGGAGACGCGGGAUUCAUGCCGCCGGAUAAACUAACACGGACCUGAUUGGCCAACACGGCGCUCUUCUGGGACCUGAGUGGAGAUGACGGCCCAGUCACGGGGUCAAAGCUCAGUUUUCUCCUUAAGUGUCUUCUGCUCGUUAUCACACAUUUGUUCUUGAACCACCGCCAUGUGCGCUUGAGGGACUGCGGUGGCGUCGUUGUGAUUGCGUCCAAGCCAACAGAAUGUAACUGAGGAUUUUUAUACAACUGAGUGAUUUCUAAACCAAAAAAAAAGUUUUUGUAUGUGAUUGUUUGUGUGGUCCAGUACAGGUGAAUAAAAUCAUGAUCACUUA
This is a messenger RNA of Dunckerocampus dactyliophorus (ringed pipefish), 1479 nucleotides long. RefSeq names its product PGAM family member 5, serine/threonine protein phosphatase, mitochondrial (gene pgam5). Bases 288 to 1190 code for a protein of 300 amino acids. The record is from RefSeq and is a predicted model, not a curated record. Lineage: Eukaryota; Metazoa; Chordata; Actinopteri; Syngnathiformes; Syngnathidae. Gene Ontology annotation, biological process: positive regulation of mitochondrial fission. The transcript is spliced from 6 exons. Gene Ontology annotation, cellular component: mitochondrion.